GCGUGGUAGCUGUCAGAGGUCGCCGGCAUUCUCAGACGGCUGGGUUCAAGAAGAGUGAGCGGCCCAUGGUGGUGCAGGCCGAUGCCCGGCCGUCCAUGCCGGGCUCUGGGUCAGGCACCUCCAGUGUGCUUGGCCGGGCCUCAGCGGCAGCCCUGUGUGCUUUAGUUGCCACCAUGGCAGAUAGACGUUCACGGCAGCGCGCCGAGAAGGUGGUGGUCCGGAUUUUCCCCAGCCGGGUGCGAAGUCGGCAGAAGACUAUGCGCCGCUUGGAGCCCUUCGGUGAGAUGCCUGCUUGGUCACGAAAGCCUCUUCUGCGGAAGAAGUUGAAGCAGCCCUGGCGACAGCGCCCCACACCCAAGCUGUCCAUGUUUGGCCGCUACUGGAUAGAGAGGUCGCGCGUUAGCUGCCACUACAACAUCAAGAUCUCCCAGCUCACGAAGUAUGUCUUGCGAGCCUUCAAGGAGGGCCGCAAGCACCCUAUCGACUGCUUGAUGCAGAUCCUAGAAAGCCGCCUCGACAACUUCGUGUGGCGAGUUGGCCUCGCACCAACCAUGGCUGCUGCACGUUGGAUGGUGCGGGAGAACCACAUCCAGAUCCGCCAUGCAGGCAAGGACACUGACUGGAAGCCCCCAGACUGGGUGACCACAAACGUGCCCUCCACCCUUCUGAUGCUCGGAGACGAGAUCCGAGUUCGCCCCAAGAAGAAGUCCAUUGGCCUUGCACAGAAGCAUCAGGAAGAAGACGGCCCAGUCGAUGUUCCUACCCACCUGGAGUGGGAUCGCGAGGAGCUGAUCGGCAGGUACAACGACAUCUGUGACUCCAACGAGCUGGGCUUGAACGUUUGUGAGGACUUCUUGCUCUACAAGUUCCUCGGGCCUCAGGGAGUGCGACAGCGCCACAUCCGUUGGUUUGAGGGCACUACCAUCCCAAUCCCCAAGAUCUACAAUGGAGGGCGCAUUCGACCAACGCCGGAGAACAUCCUCAACAUGAAGAAGGGAGCCGGCCUUCGCUCGCGCGGUCGCCGCCGACCUCCUUGUCUCUGGGGCAAGACGGGCGGCCACAUGCUCAACAACCCUUGGGAGUACGGCAGCAAGGUGAAGGAAGCAUUAGGAAGCAAUGUCUUUGAUCCUGCCAAUGUUUGGCCAUUGCUGUACAAGGGUCUGCUUAGACGGCCUUCAACGCCGCUUCCUGCUCCACAGCCUAUACCAGAAGGCUAUCAGGUUGCACCUCCACCACCCCGACCGCUGCUGCUGUUCAUCACGAACGUCAAAAAUGCCAGAACGGUUUGGGUGGAAAUCUCUAUCAACGACAAUGUGCAUAUGCUCAAGAGAUACACAGCCCGGAAAAUGCUGAUCCCAGUUGAGGACAUGAUCCUUGUGUACCAAGGAGAAGAGCUGAAGAACGACACCCAGAUCAAGCAGAGCAAGCUUGAUUUUGUUAUCCAGAAGGCAGCGGAAGGCGAACCAUCCGCAGAGGAUUGUACAAUACACUUGAUUGACAUAAAGGACACGCCUGCGGACAUUCGCGAGCCAAAGCAAGCGAUGGACGGUUGUGAUAUUGCCCUGGCAGGCGGCAUGGCUCAUCAGUCCGGAUCAAUGACCCACAAAG
Messenger RNA from Symbiodinium pilosum, 1608 nucleotides. NCBI's taxonomy places the organism in Eukaryota, Dinophyceae, Suessiales, Symbiodiniaceae. The record is from the annotation of a GenBank genome assembly.